CAUGCUAACUUUUGUUUCAAUCAAUGUUUUACUAAAUCCUCUCAUAACAUUUCCUUAACCGAAUCUCCGUCUUAAACCACCAUUUUCAACAGUAGGUGCAUUUAUGUUCACAUUCAUGCAUCUCAUAUUCCUAACCUUGUUUAAAAAUGGCAUUAAUUCGUAGAAGGAAACAGCCUGAAGAUGAUGCACAAAAUCUGUCCGGGUCAGAAGAGGUUGAAGAUAAAAUUACAAAGCCACAAAAAAGAGGGAGAAAGAAACGAAGAAAGAAUUAUACAUGUUUAGAUAAUUGUUGUUGGUUAGUAGGAUGUAUAUGCACAACAUGGUGGUUAUUGUUGUUUUUCUAUAACACAAUGCCAGCUUCUUUUCCACAAUACGUAACGGAAAAGAUAACCGGGCCAUUGCCUGAUCCUCCUGGGGUUAAAUGUGUUAAAGAAGGGUUGAAACCGAAGCAUCCGGUGGUAUUUGUUCCCGGGAUUGUGACUGGUGGUCUUGAGCUUUGGGAGGGUCAUGAAUGUGCUGAAGAUUUGUUCCGAAAGAGGCUCUGGGGUGGUACUUUUGGUGACGUGUACAAGAGGCCGUCGUGUUGGCUACGACAUAUGUCCCUAGACAAUGAAACCGGUGUGGAUCCUCCCGGGAUAAGGGUAAGGCCAGUCAGCGGGCUUGUAGCUGCUGACUAUUUUGCCCCCGGCUAUUUUGUUUGGGCUGUUUUAAUCGCCAACUUGGCUCGUGUUGGUUAUGAAGAAAAGAAUAUGUACAUGGCUGCAUAUGACUGGCGACUCUCGUUUCAAAAUACUGAGGUAAGAGACCGGACAUUGAGUCGGAUAAAGCACAACAUAGAAAUGAUGGUUGAAAUAAACGAUGGUCAAAAGGCGGUUAUCAUUCCACACUCAAUGGGCGUUCUCUAUUUUAUGCAUUUCAUGAAAUGGGUGGAAGCGCCAGCUCCCAUGGGUGGUGGAGGUGGAUCAGAUUGGUGUGCUAAACACAUAAAGGCAGUGAUGAACAUCGGUGGACCACUUUUAGGGGCACCAAAGGCUUUAGCCGGCCUUUUCUCUGCAGAAGCCAAAGAUGUCGCGUUUGCCAGGGGCAUAGCACCUGGUGUGUUAGACUCUGAUGUAUUUCACAUUCAAACACUUCAACACAUCAUGAGAAUGAGCCGCACUUGGGACUCAACCAUGUCCAUGAUACCAAAAGGGGGUGAUACCAUCUGGGGUGGACUCGACUGGUCACCCGAGGAAGGAUAUCUUCCUAGUAACAAAACGCAACAAAAGCUCAAUAUUUCAUUUUGCAGCCAAAUUGACUCACAUGGUAAAACAUGUAGAGAUAGAAAUCCAAAUUAUGGAAGACUUAUAUCAUUUGGAAGAGAUGUGGCAGAGCUACAUUCAUCAGAAUUCGAACGAAUAGACUUUAGAGACGCUCUUAAGGGUCAUAAUCUUGCCAAUAGUACAUGUCGUGAUGUGUGGACAGAGUACCACGAAAUGGGUUUUGGUGGUAUCAAGGCAAUAGCUGAGUAUAAGACAUAUACGGCGGGAGACCUUGUGGAUUUGCUUGAGUUUGUUGCCCCUAAGAUGAUGGAACGAGGCAAUGCUCACUUUUCACAUGGCUUAGCUGAUAAUCUUGACGACCCAAAAUACGCACAUUACAAAUAUUGGUCCAACGCUUUAGAGACAAAGUUGCCAGACGCGCCGGAAAUGGAGAUAUAUUCCAUGUAUGGCGUAGGCAUCCCAACAGAACGAGCAUACGUCUAUAAGCUCACUCCACAAGCCGAAUGCUAUAUUCCUUUCCAAAUUGACAACAUAGCCGGGGACACAGACCCUCAUGUUUGUCUAAAAGACGGAGUGUACACAGUAGAUGGUGAUGAAACUGUACCUGCAUUGAGUGCAGGGUUCAUGUGCGCGAAAGGAUGGCGUGGUAAAACAAGAUUUAAUCCCUCGGGGAUUAAAACGUACCUUAGGGAGUACGAUCACAACCCGCCCUUGAAUUUUCUCGAGGGUCGGGGGACCCAAAGCGGGGCCCAUGUCGAUAUAUUGGGUAACUUUCAAUUAAUUGAAGAUGUAAUUAGAGUUGCAGCUGGUGCUUAUGGUGAUGAUUUGGGUGGUGAUAGAGUUUAUACAGAUAUUUUCAAAUGGUCUGAAAAAAUUAACAUUAAAUUGUGAACUAAGUAUGAUAAUCAACUUUCAAAAAAACAAGUAUGAUAAUCCAUUAUAUUA
Messenger RNA from Erigeron canadensis, 2207 nucleotides. RefSeq names its product phospholipid:diacylglycerol acyltransferase 1-like. The transcript is spliced from 6 exons. Gene Ontology annotation, cellular component: cytoplasm. The record is from RefSeq and is a predicted model, not a curated record. Gene Ontology annotation, biological process: lipid metabolic process. Lineage: Eukaryota; Viridiplantae; Streptophyta; Magnoliopsida; Asterales; Asteraceae. The coding region runs from base 147 to 2153 and encodes 668 amino acids.